Molecule: messenger RNA, 1552 nt
Organism: Eupeodes corollae
Lineage: Eukaryota; Metazoa; Arthropoda; Insecta; Diptera; Syrphidae
Product: ubiquitin-conjugating enzyme E2 J2
Exons: 4
Coding region: 549-1412 (287 amino acids)
Source: RefSeq, a predicted model, not a curated record
CUUCAUACUCGCAACACAGAACACAAACACACUAUUUUAUUCAUUUUCAUUUUCGGAAUAGGACGAGAAAAUUUUUCAUUGAAAAAAAUUUGUAUGGUCUAUACAGCAUACAAAAGAAUUAAAAAACGAACUGUGAUGAUAGCAAGGCUUUGCGCUACGCAAAAAAAUAAAAAAUACAAUUAUUAAAUCAAAGCCUGUAUAAUGAAAUAAAUUAAAAUAUUUAUUUUCGUUUUUUAAUCGUCUGAGCUUUCCUCUGCACAAUAAUUAUAUUGAAAACAAAGCCUAAAUAUUUAAAAUUGUUCUGUUCUAUUUUUCUUUUCAAUCUGCAAGUUUAAUAUAUUAAAUAAGUAAACAAUAUUGUGAAGUAGGUUGUCGUUCUACGUCUGCAGCCCUUUGCGUGUCAUCACGAAUAUUUGUUUAAAAAACAAAACAGCACAACUAGCAUAUUUUUCCUACUGGAAAGAUUUGAUUUGUACUAUAAGCUUUGUUAUAUCAAAAUAUUAUCGAGAAAAACUUCAUUUAAAUUCAUUAAUUCAGGAAUAGAGAAAAUGACAAACCGCAAACCAACUGCUAUGUCACGCAUGAAACAAGAUUAUUUGCGCCUAAAAAAAGAUCCAGUACCGUAUAUCACAGCUGAGCCCUUGCCAUCGAAUCUACUCGAAUGGCAUUAUGUUGUCAAAGGCCCUGAAGACUCACCAUAUCAAGGUGGGUAUUAUCAUGGUACACUUUUAUUUCCGCGUGAAUUUCCGUUCAAGCCGCCUUCAAUUUAUAUGCUUACACCAAAUGGUCGGUUCAAAACAAACACACGAUUAUGUUUGAGUAUAUCAGAUUUUCACCCGGACACUUGGAAUCCAACUUGGUCAGUUGGGACGAUAUUGACUGGAUUGCUAAGUUUUAUGUUGGAAAGUACUCCUACCUUAGGUUCGACGGAAAGUUCUUUAUAUGAAAAACAACAAUACGCUAAAAAAUCGCUAGCAUUCAAUUUGAAAAAUUCAAAUUUUCGUGAAUUAUUUCCUCAAAUAUGCGACGAAAUCAAUUGUCGUUUAAAAAAACAACAACAACUGCUACAAGCUUCAACUGCUGGUAGCAAAUUAACUUUGUGCCCUAAUUCAGCAGGUGAAAUAUCAGGUGUCAAUAUUUCCGGAAAUAAUCAUAAAAGCAAUAAUAUUAACAAUAAUUCCGACAGUAGUCGUGGUAUUGGUAGUGGUAUCGCUGGACAGGGUGCCAUUAGCGAUAUCGAUUUCAACGAAAAUUCCAAAAAUGAUGAUAGCAAUCUAAUACAUACAAAUAAUAAAAAUUCCAAUUCGGAUAACUAUUGUAAUUGGCAUUCUAUAUAUUUUAAUUUAAUAGCAAUUAUAAGUUUUGCAAUUUUCGCAUUGAUUGUAAAUUACGUGAUUAAAAAUUUAAACUAAUUCUUUCCUUUAAAAAAAAUGGAUAAGAAAACACUAAAAAAAAUGGGAAAAUGUGAACACCAAUUGUAAUAUAUUAAUUAUUCUUAUUUAAAUGCAUAUUUAAAAAAUAUAAAUCUAUAUUAAUAAAGAAAACACUUAAA